AUUUAACAUUUCGGCCCCGGCCACGUCUUGCUCUGCUCUGUUCGACAAAGAACAGGCCGACGCAGUGUCUGCAGGCGCGAGUUGCAGUGGAUUUACAAUGAAAAUGUAUUCAAGGGACACUAUGUACCUGAAUAGGUUAACUACAGAAGUCCUCUAUGACAGUAAACUGAAGAUCUUUGGGUUGUGGACAAAAGACAAGACAUUUGAGGACGUCACCCUGGGCUUUGGGAAAUGAUGGACGGAGACAGUUCGACCACCGACGCCUCCCAGCUGGGCAUCACCGGAGAGUACAUGGCAUCCGGUCACUACGUCCUCCAGUCUCAAGACGACGAUGCAGAUGAGAGUCUGAAUGACCACGACGACGGCAGCAUCAAGGAGAACUUCAGGGAGCAGGACAUCUAUCUUCCUAUCGCCAAUGUGGCUCGCAUCAUGAAGAACGCCGUUCCUCAGACUGGAAAGAUUGCAAAGGACGCCAAGGAGUGCGUGCAGGAGUGCGUGAGCGAGUUCAUCAGCUUCAUCACGUCGGAGGCGAGCGAGCGCUGCCACCAGGAGAAGAGGAAGACCAUCAACGGCGAGGACAUCCUGUUCGCCAUGUCCACGCUGGGUUUCGACAUGUACGUGGAGCCGCUGAAGCUUUACCUGCAGAAGUUCCGAGAGGCCAUGAAGGGGGAGAAGGGGAUCCCAGGGGUGUCAGUGGGAGAAAGCCUCGGAGACGAGCUUACAGACGACAGCUUCUCAAAUCCCCUGCCGGCUGGGAUCAUUACAGCAGAUGGUCAGCAGCAGAACGUCAUGGUGUACACCACCUCAUAUCAACAGAUUCCCACUGUACAACAGAUCCAGUUUUCAUGACGAGGCCUUUACCCCCCCGAACCUGAACACAGCGGCUCCUUACCAGGCCCCACGCUCGCCGGGUGACCUCUGACCCCGCCCCAGGGUAAAGGUUAUCAGACGGGACAGGGAGGAGGGGGAGAGGCGUCUGCAGAAACCCUCAUGUACAGAGAAAUCACUACCUGUUGAGUAGAAAGUGUAGUUUCUAGUUGUGAGGUACCAAAUGUUUUGGAGCGAAAUCCAAACCAGCUGGGAAAUUGAGGCUUUAUUUUAAAGGCUAGUCUUAUCACAUUAUUUAGUGGUCGAAAUUGUUUUUCGUGCGUGCGUGUGUGUGUGUGUUAAUGUGUUUGCUUUUAUGCGUUUUCUUCUUUUCGGGGGCGGGGGGAAUAAGGGGAAGUGUUGUAUUGGACGCUUAUUUUUGAACGCCUUCUCUGUUUGAACCGAGAGAAGCCACGUUGAUACUGUCACAUCAGAUCAUGCAGCUCUUUUGUAAGUUCACACAAUCUACCAUGUGCUUUAAUGUUAUGUAAAUCCUUUGAAUAAAAAUUCAAAAGACAA
Molecule: messenger RNA, 1386 nt
Organism: Dicentrarchus labrax (European seabass)
Lineage: Eukaryota; Metazoa; Chordata; Actinopteri; Moronidae
Gene: nfyba
Product: nuclear transcription factor Y, beta a
Exons: 8
Coding region: 232-849 (205 amino acids)
Biological process (GO): regulation of transcription by RNA polymerase II
Cellular component (GO): CCAAT-binding factor complex; nucleus
Molecular function (GO): protein heterodimerization activity; RNA polymerase II cis-regulatory region sequence-specific DNA binding; DNA-binding transcription activator activity, RNA polymerase II-specific
Source: RefSeq, a predicted model, not a curated record